GAUACAUGAAGUUUUACGCAGUGUAUCAAGCAGCAUCACGUAUGGUUUCUCGCAGAGCCAAAACAAACGCAAUUAUAUUUCGGAUAACAGGCGAAGAAUCUUUCGAAAUUAUGGGUCGGGUAUAUACAGAAAAUAACAUUGGCUGGCGAAAUUUGAAGGGUGAGGAAAAUUUUAAAGAAAUAGAUUAUCAAAAUUCAAGAAUCAGUCAAAAUUAA
This is a messenger RNA of Funneliformis caledonium, 215 nucleotides long. Lineage: Eukaryota; Fungi; Glomeromycota; Glomeromycetes; Glomerales; Glomeraceae. The record is from the annotation of a GenBank genome assembly.